Messenger RNA from Oreochromis aureus, 4285 nucleotides. RefSeq names its product transient receptor potential cation channel, subfamily A, member 1b (gene trpa1b). The coding region runs from base 282 to 3638 and encodes 1118 amino acids. Gene Ontology annotation, biological process: transmembrane transport; monoatomic ion transport. Gene Ontology annotation, cellular component: membrane. Gene Ontology annotation, molecular function: monoatomic ion channel activity; protein binding. The transcript has 29 exons. Lineage: Eukaryota; Metazoa; Chordata; Actinopteri; Cichliformes; Cichlidae. The record is from RefSeq and is a predicted model, not a curated record.
GUCGUUAUCUAAUUCGCCAGAUUAGAAGGAAAUGAGGUGACACCGUCUUGGACUGUAAUAUGAUGUUUCAUCAGGACCACAGACCACAAGACAUGAAAUAUCAAUGACUUGUAUGGUAGAGGACCACACAAGGACACCUGGGACUGGCUCAAACAAGCUGACCUGCAGCUGCGGAGGACAUAAUUGCUUUCUUCCAGUGCAGGGCUUCAACCCCCACCACAAAGACUCGACGGAUGUGAAUGCCCUUCUGGGGCUCAUGUCCACAGAGUCUCAGCUAAGUGAUGAACUUCAGCAGGGAUGUGGCACGGCAAAACAGUUGUUAUACAUAUGUGAUAGAGGAUGAUGAUCAGGGCCUGGCGUCUCGAAAUAUAUUUGAGUUGGCUGAGAAGGGUGACCUAGCUCUCCUGGAGAACCUAGUGAAGAAGAGCCCAGAGGUCCUCAGUGAAAAAGAUGAAUGUGGAGCCAGUCCCCUUCAUCACGCUGCCGCAGGGGGCCACAUCACCCUCAUUCAAUUCAUCUCCACUGUCACAGAUGCACAAGACCUGAACAGCUGUGAUGAGCAGGGCAAUGUGCCCCUUCACUGGGCAGUGGAGAGGAACAAGGUAGAGAGCUGCAAGGCUCUUUUGGACCUGGGGGCUAACCCCAACAUCCUCAACACUGCCCUCCUGUCCCCCCUGCACUUGGCUGUCAGCCAUGGACACAGCAACCUGGUGGGGGUGCUGUUGUCCUACAGCAGUACAGACUGCAAUCUAAAGGGAGACCUUGGAAACACCCCACUGAUGCUGGCUUGUUCCCUUAAUAACUGUGAGGCUCUUAGCAUAUUGUUAAAGCAUGGAGCAAAGCUUUGCCAACAGAACAAGCUUGGCCAUUUCGCCAUGCACGCUGCUGCCUUCGCAGGUGCGAAGAAAGCCAUGGAAGUGAUUCUCAAGGCUGGAGAGGAGUUAGGCCACUCGGCUGUGUGCCACAUCAACUAUUUAGACAAGACCAAGAGCAGCCCCCUGCAUCUGGCUGUACGUGGUGGGAAUAUCGAGACCAUCCGCCUCUGCAUUGCUACUGGAGCCAAAGUUGACCAGCAACAGAACGACAAGUCUACGCCGCUUCAUUUGGCCUGCACCCAGGGUGCUCUUGAGGUCAUCAAACUGAUGCUGUCUUCUGUUGAGCGAGUUGAAGAUAUCAUCAAUCUCACUGAUGGUGCAUGUCAGACCCCUCUACACAGGGCGACAAUAUUUGAUCACACGGAGCUGGCGGAGUACCUAAUUUCUCUGGGUGCAGACAUUAACAGCACCGACUGCAAGGGAAACUCUCCUUUGCUGCUGGCUACGAGCUGUGGAGCAUGGAAAACUGUGGCUCUGCUGCUGUCAAAAGGAGCAAACGUUAACGUGAGAGACAAAUGUGGCUGUAACUUUCUUCACCUGGCCAUUCUGCAGCCAAAGGGGCUGAAAAACCUGCCGGAAGAAGUACUGCAGCUCAACAGUGUGAAGGCACUUUUAAGCUGUGAGGAUAACGAGGGCUGCACCCCACUCCACUACGCCUGCAGACUGGGAAUCCACGACUCAGUGAAGAACAUGCUGGGCCUCUCGGGGCAACUUGGCCUCGCAUGCAAGUCCAAGGACAAGAAGUCUGCCCUGCACUUUGCUGCUCAGUAUGGCCGCAUCAAUACAUGUCACCGAUUAUUAGAGUCCAUUACUGACUCUCGUCUGCUAAAUGAAGGCGAUGAGCGUGGCCUGACUCCACUCCAUUUGGCCUCAAAAGAGGGACACACAAAAGUGGUGCAACUGUUGCUGCGCAAAGGAGCUCUCUUCCACAGUGAUUACAAGGGCUGGACUUGUCUGCACCACGCUGCUUCUGAAGGAUACACACAAACCAUGGAUAUCCUACUGUCAGCCAAUCUCAAGCUGCUGGAUAAAACAGAUGAGGAUGGGAACUCGGCACUCCACAUCGCAGCGAGAGGUGGACACGUGGCUGCGGUCAGGCUGUUGCUGGCCAGGGGGGCGGAGAUCAUCUUAAACAAGAACCACACUUCAUUCCUCCACGAGGCUUUGCAAAAUGGGAGAAAAGACGUGGUCAAUGCUGUAAUUGACAGUGAAAGGUGUGCUGAAGCUGUAAGUCUGUUCAAUCCCGAAAGUAGUCAGCGAUGCCCCAUACUAGACAUGAUUGAGUUUCUGCCUGAAACUUACAAGCAUCUUUUGGACCGCUGCGUGAGGGAAUCCGAUGAUGACCACAACAGCCCUGAUUACCACAUUGAAUAUGACUUCAAAUGGCUCCAAGCUCCGAUUGAAGUGAACAAGCAGACUUUCAAUGGGAAUAAGGUUCAGCCACUGGCCGCUCUCAACGCAAUGGUGCAGUACAACCGCAUCGAGCUCCUCAACCAUCCCGUCUGCAAAAAGUAUCUGGCAAUGAAGUGGGUUGCUUAUGGGAGCAUAGCUCACGUGCUCAACAUGUUUCUCUAUCUGUUGGGCUUGCUGCCCUUAACUCACCUUAUAGUGACUCUGAGACCCUCUGUGAACACUAGUGACAUGGGCGAGCACGAUAUCAUCAUGGUUCCCAUAUCUUUCACAGAGCAACCUGUGUCCUUGUCCUUCUGCAUGGUGAUGGUCUUGGUUAUGAAUAUCUACUCGAUAGGAAAGGAAGUGGUGCAGAUAUCACAGCAGCGCUGGAAAUACAUCACGGAUUAUUCCAACCAGAGCGACUGGAUUUCAGCCAUCUUCUCCAUACUGUUCGUCGUCCCCCUCAUGAUCAAUGCAGAGGGUUCUUUACACUGGCAAGCGGGGGCCAUAGCAGUUUUAAAUUCCUGGGUUGGAUUUCUCCUUUAUCUCCAGAGGUUUGAGGGAGUUGGCAUCUAUGUUGUGAUGUUCGGGGAGAUUAUGAAGACGCUGGUCCGUAUUGUAUUGCUGUUCUUCUACCUGAUGUUGGCUUUCAGUUUGGCCUUCCAUGCCCUGAUGCUCAAUCAGAGGGAGUUUAACAGCGUGCCGCUCUCUGUGAUACAAACCUUUGUGAUGAUGGUCGGGGAACUGAACUACCAGAACAACUUCCUGGAUGAGUAUCUGAAUCAUCGACUACCUUUUGGUAUCCUGACAUACUUCAUUUUUGUGGUCUUUGUUCUGUUCAUGCCAAUCCUGCUCGUGAACCUGAUGAUUGGUUUAGCAGUUGGAGACAUUGCUGAAGUUCAAAGAAAUGCUGCGCUGAAACGGAUAGCCAUGCAGAUUGAUCUCCACACCGCUCUGGAAGAUAAGCUCCCUUAUUGGUUUAUGAAACGAGUUGACAAAAACUCCAUUACCAUCUAUCCCAAUCACAGGUGUUCCAGGCACUUUCUGAAGAAAUUUUUCUAUGGUGAAGAGGAAACCAAUGAAGUCUGGAAUCAUCUGCAAGCCAAAUCAAAGGCAUGCACUUUGAUCGAGAAUGAGCUCAAAAAGCAGAAGACCAGAAUGAAAGAGAUGUCGUGCCUGCUGGAGAAGCAGCACUGCCUCGUAAAGCUCAUCAUCCAGAAAAUGGAGAUCGCCUCUGAGGCUGACGAAUAUGACGGCCCCAUGAAUGUCAGAGGGAGCACGUGGCCCGCUUUAGGCCAGGCUAAACCAAGUAGAGAGACUACAUCUCGGUGGGUCCCACUGAUGAAGGCCAUCGAGGCCAGGCGAAAAUGAAGAUGAAACAACACAAAGUGACAACUAAACUAAGUGAAUCGUCUGAAAAGACUAUAUCUAUAUGGCAUAAAAAGAUAUUAAAUAGGUAUAAAUGUAAUCACUUAUAUUCCAAUUUAACAGCGGCGUUCACUAUUUACAUGUUGUAACAGUAGUAACAGUUAAUUUUAUUGUUGUUAAUAGACUUGUCCUAACUUAUAUGUGGUUCUAGAGACAUUAAAUACUUAAAACGAGAAUAUUAAUGGUAUUAUUGCAAAAUCCUUCAUUGUUGGAUAAAAAAGUAACAUUUCUUGUGCUGUAGGCUACUUUUAAGUUAUACCAGUGAGCUACUGAUAAAUGACUUCAUAGUGUGCAAGCAGUACUGGCAUAUUUCUAUUACGCAUGCAGUUGCUGUUUUUGUAAAGUGGCUUGAAGUCCAACUCCUGUUCUUUUACUCUAUAGAUGAGAUGGUUCAUCAAACCUAAUUUAAACCUAGUUUUUCAUUAGAUUGAUAAUAAACAUAGAAUUUGUAGCUACAAUAACAGUGUGCUUGCAUCUAUGUAUCGUCCAUCUGAAAUGUGUGCUGUUGCGCCAUCUUCUUUGGCUUGUUUUUGUCAUUAUUAUGAUGCACUUUGUGACAUCUGCUCUUGUAAAAUGGUACAGAAAUAAAC